GCGGCGCAACCAACACGCGGGUUCCUCCGUGACGCACCGAGGAGACCACACAUGCAUCCAAAUUCACUCGGAAAGACGGGAAGCGUUCCAAAAGGAUUUCUCCCCCCCCCCCCCCGCCACACCUGAUCUCAAAAGCGGUUGGAUAUUUUCCCAAGACACCUGAGGAGAAUUCCAUCCUCGCAGCGCUGGAUGAGAUGCCAUCAGUGAUGCGCUGAAGGACGGACAAUCAGAACCGAGAAGAAGCCGUUCCGAGCUUUUUACGCACGUCCGCAGAUUUGCAACCCGGGGAUGUUAGCAGCCCACCUGAUGGUCUAAAGGCGUGUUAAUGCGUGGCACGGGAGUGGGACACUUGCAGGAUGAGUGAGCGACACGCGCAGGUUGGAAGCAAAGGGCUCUUACUGGUCAUGGUGCUCGCUAUCAGCCUCUGGGACAUGUCGGAGGGCGCGACGGCAGCGCAACACGUUCCCACGGGCACCUGCGAGGUGGUCGCCUUGCAUCGCUGCUGCAACAAGAACAAAAUCGAGGAGCGCUCGCAAACCGUCAAGUGCUCCUGCUUUCCCGGCCAAGUGGCCGGCACCACCAGAGCCGCCCCCUCCUGCGUAGAUGCCUCCAUAGUGGAGCAGAAGUGGUGGUGUCAGAUGCACCCGUGCCUUGACGGCGAGGAAUGCAAAGUCCUUCCCGAUCUGAAGGGUUGGAGCUGUGCAACGGGGAACAAAAUCAAAACCACAAAGAUUUCUGCCGAUAGGGACCAACUUUGGUAACCGCAUACUUCACCGGGGACCCCAGGUGAAUGGAAGGAGAAGAGACUUGAUGCAAAAAGGACUUUUCUGUAAAUAGACUGCCGUGACUCCUCGGAAAAACGGAAUCCCUCACGAACUGUAUCGGACGUCCAAACAUAGAAGUGGAUUUCGAUUGGAGGACAAAAGGAUUUGCUCUCUUAUGCCGUAACUGCUUGUAGUGGAUUACAAUGGUGAACUUUGCCUAAAUGUUCAAUUCUAGAGUCAUACGUCCUUCGCGGGUUUUGUUUCUCGGGCCGGACGUCGGUAGAAAACGACGCAGAUAUUCAGGGGGAUUUUCACACGCGUCCCUGCCUGAAACGUUUGAUGUAAUUACGCGACAUGUUUCCGUUCUACAUUUAAAAGUCACUUAGCGGGGGAGAAAAUUCAAUCAAAAUGCACAUCGGUGGAGUAAUCGCUGAGCCAGCAGCAGAUACCAGAAAGUCAUUUUAUUUUUUCCCCUUUGUUUUGCGAGAAUACAUUUUCUGGCAGCUUCUGCGAUUUUUUUUUUAUUAAUGUGUUCUAUAUCAGAUCUGAAAUUUGACGAUUGAAGAAAAGAAAAAAUCCAGAGUGAUCAAUAUUCACAUGACUGUUUUCAACCGAAAUAGGACAUUGUCUGUGAUGACAUCAGUAAUAAACUGUGGUUGUGUCAUUGA
Syngnathus typhle (broad-nosed pipefish) is the source of this 1432-nucleotide messenger RNA. RefSeq names its product chemokine-like protein TAFA-2. The record is from RefSeq and is a predicted model, not a curated record. Gene Ontology annotation, molecular function: receptor ligand activity. The transcript has 6 exons. NCBI's taxonomy places the organism in Eukaryota, Metazoa, Chordata, Actinopteri, Syngnathiformes, Syngnathidae. The coding region runs from base 357 to 761 and encodes 134 amino acids.